UAUACAUUUAAAAACUGCUUUUUGGUUUGAGUUUUAAACAUGGUACUCUCUGAAAUGCCACAUUUUGAUGAACUUUUUAAGAUAUGGAAGGAAUUAUUUAAGACAGCAGUUCUUUACAACUGAUUUUGUUUUACAUUUAAAAGUUGCAGGAUUACAUUUUGCAUAUUACAGUUGCCCUAGACUUGUUUUCAGUGUUGUUCUUCCUUCCCAUCUGUGAGUGAAAGAGGAAGUCCCACCGCUUCAAAACAAGUUUGCAUUUGCCACCUUAAAAAUAAACAGUUGUAAUGUGGUAGGCACAUACUGUUAAGUGUCUUAGAUAAUGCCAAGCAUGUUUCAUGGUUUUACUUCUGCUGAUAACUUGCAGCAAAUGGCCAUUGCAAUAUUAAACCGGUUUUGUCUUAUAUAUUUUCUCUCUGUCCAUUUCAUAAUUUCAGCUGAAGCAAUCAAUAUCCAUGUGUUCCAGAAGCCACGAUUUCUUGGCGUUAAGACAGGUCGGUCUGUGAUCAUAUACUGCGUGUCGUCUCAUUCAUCUUUGCCGGCUCAUGUAGUGUGGUUUAAAGAAGGGGCUGACAAAGUCACGCUCAAGAACAGCCAAAGAAUAAAUAUAAAGGAGAAGAGUGAAACAACAAAUGCCUCUAUUGCCAUAAAGAAAGUGGAGAUGGAGGACAGCGGCGUUUAUUUUUGCAAGCUGAAUGAUACGCUUGGACCAGGAACUGCGCUACAAGUGUCCAGAUAUAGUGAGCCCCAAGCUAUCUUGCACAGAUCUAGAGUCAAGGAUGUUAUCAUUUUCCUUCAGGCUUUUCUGUUGAUUUUGUGCAUUGUCGUUCCUCUGGUUCAGUUUUACAAGCUGGAGAAGAAAGAAGAAGCGGAUUAUGAAGAACCUGAGGAUGAUCACAUAUAUGAGGGUUUAGAAAUCGAGCAGUGUGGUGGUGAUGUGUACGAGGACAUCUCUGUUUACGCCCAGCCCACAGAUGCACCAUGGGAAGUUGAGUCCCCAGACCAAGAGUGAGAAAACACACAUCCAGAUAUCAGCUUCACCAGAACAAUGAUUACAUUCCGUCCACUAUCACGACGGACCAUCUGUGUGUGCUGUGUGUGCACACUGAUGAUGUCACUGAGUGUGAGUGUAUGUUUGAAAAAGAUUUCACUUGAAACUAUUAUCUCGGAAGGAGUAACC
Molecule: messenger RNA, 1177 nt
Organism: Rhinichthys klamathensis goyatoka
Lineage: Eukaryota; Metazoa; Chordata; Actinopteri; Cypriniformes; Leuciscidae
Gene: cd79b
Product: CD79b molecule, immunoglobulin-associated beta
Exons: 4
Coding region: 320-1009 (229 amino acids)
Biological process (GO): B cell receptor signaling pathway; B cell differentiation
Cellular component (GO): B cell receptor complex; external side of plasma membrane
Source: RefSeq, a predicted model, not a curated record